GCCUGCCUGCUGGUCGGCCAGCAAGUAGACAGCCCAUUCGGUGGGGGAGGCGGCCGUUUUGGUGGCCCCAGGCCGCGUGGCCCAGUGGUAGCAGAGCCAUGGUUUCUAAACUGAGCCAGCUGCAGACGGAGCUCCUGGCGGCCCUGCUCGAGUCGGGCCUGAGCAAAGAGGCACUGAUCCAGGCACUGGGUGAGCCGGGGCCCUACCUGCUGCCUGCAGAUGGCCCCCGGGACAAGGGGGAGUCCUGCGGCGGCGGUCGGGGGGAGUUGGCUGAGCUGCCCAAUGGGCUGGGGGAGGCGAGGGGCUCCGAGGACGAGACGGACGACGAUGGGGAAGACUUCACACCGCCCAUCCUCAAAGAGCUGGAGAACCUCAGCCCCGAGGAGGCGGCCCACCAGAAAGCCGUGGUGGAGACCUUGCUGCAGGAGGACCCAUGGCGCGUGGCCAAGAUGGUCAAGUCCUACCUGCAGCAGCACAACAUCCCACAGAGGGAGGUAGUUGACACCACUGGCCUCAACCAGUCGCACCUGUCCCAGCACCUCAACAAGGGCACCCCCAUGAAGACGCAGAAGCGGGCCGCCCUGUACACCUGGUAUGUCCGCAAGCAGCGAGAGGUGGCCCAGCAGUUCACCCACGCAGGGCAGGGCGGGCUGAUUGAAGAGCCCACAGGUGAUGAGCUGCCAACCAAGAAGGGGCGGAGGAACCGUUUCAAGUGGGGCCCAGCCUCCCAGCAGAUCCUGUUCCAGGCGUAUGAGAGACAGAAGAACCCCAGCAAGGAGGAGCGAGAGGCAUUGGUGGAGGAGUGCAAUAGGGCGGAGUGCAUCCAGAGGGGGGUGUCGCCAUCGCAGGCACAGGGACUGGGCUCUAACCUCGUCACGGAGGUGCGUGUCUACAACUGGUUUGCCAAUCGGCGCAAGGAAGAAGCUUUCCGUCACAAGCUGGCCAUGGACACAUACAGCGGGCCGCCCCCGGGGCCAGGCCCGGGCCCCACCCUGCCUGCCCACAGCUCCCCGGGCUUGCCCCCACCCGCCCUCUCCCCCAGUAAGGUCCACGGUGUGCGCUAUGGACAGCCAGCAACCAGCGAGGGGGAGGAAGUGCCCUCAAGCAGUGGUGGUCCCUUGGUGACAGUGUCUGCGCCCCUGCACCAAGUGUCCCCCACGGGCCUGGAGCCCAGUCACAGCCUGUUGAGCACCGAAGCCAAGCUGGUCUCAGCAACUGGGGGCCCUCUGCCCCCUGUUAGCACCCUGACAGCACUGCACAGCUUAGAGCAGACCUCCCCAGGCCUCAACCAACAGCCCCAGAAUCUCAUCAUGGCGUCGCUUCCCGGGGUCAUGGCCAUUGGGCCUGGCGAACCUGCCUCCCUGGGCCCCACGUUCACCAACACAGGUGCCUCCACCCUGGUUAUUGGCCUGGCCUCCACUCAGGCACAAAGCGUGCCGGUCAUCAACAGCAUGGGCAGCAGCCUGACCACCCUGCAGCCAGUCCAGUUCUCCCAGCCACUGCACCCGUCCUACCAGCAGCCACUCAUGCCCCCCAUGCAGAGCCAUGUGGCCCAGAGCCCCUUCAUGGCCACCAUGGCCCAGCUGCAGAGCCCCCACGCCCUCUACAGCCACAAGCCUGAGGUGGCCCAGUACACCCACACGGGCCUGCUUCCGCAGACCAUGCUCAUCACCGACACCACCAACCUGAGUGCCCUGGCCAGCCUCACUCCCACCAAGCAGGUCUUCACCUCAGACACUGAAGCCUCCAGUGAGUCCGGGCUUCACACGCCGGCGUCUCAGACCACCACCAUCCACAUCCCCAGCCAGGACCCUGCAGGCAUCCAGCACCUGCAGCCUGCCCACCGGCUCAGCGCCAGCCCCACCGUGCCCUCCAGCAGCCUGGUGUUGUACCAGAGCUCCGACUCCAACAAUGGCCACAGCCACCUGCUGCCAUCCAACCACAGCGUCAUCGAGACCUUCAUUUCUACGCAGAUGGCUUCAUCCUCCCAGUAACCAUGGCAACCGCCUCCCAGGGGCUGGGCCCUGCCUGGAGCCUGCAUGGCCUGCUUGGGGGGUGACUGGGACAUCUGAGCCUGUGAAACUUUCACUGCCACAGGAUAGCGGCCUUCCCUGGAAAACUGUGCCUCGGUCCCCACGCUGCUCUGUCAGCGUCAGAAAGGGUUCCAAGGCUCUCCGACCUCCGGAGGGACCAUUCCUGAUGCUCAGGGUCAAUUUUGUCACUUGGAAUAGAAGGGAGCAGCCUUUGGACUCUGGUGCCCCCAGCCUGUGCCUGUGGAGAGCCCCAGAACCCCCAAGGGAACCGCACUUCUCAGGACACGAGGCUAUACAGCCGUGACUCACUGAGCUCCGAGAGGCCCAGGGUCAACAUGGCCCCAUUCUGUCCCCUGUGUCCUGACCAGGCCCCUCCCCUCUGCUCCCCUUCCAGCUGUAAACCCACAUGCCCAUUUGUACCAACCCCUGUCCCCCAAUCACAUGAGCUUUCCCCAAGUGGCUACUCUGUGCUGGAGCCUGGGGCUCAGAGGCCCACGCCCUGCGAGAGCUCAAGCUAGCAGUGAAGGCACGCAGGGCUCUCCAGCUUCUCUCGUCCUGGGCCCUCCCUCCCCCUGGCUUCCAAGAUGGCCAGUUUUCUUGGCCAUUCGUCCCCCGGGGUAUCACACCUUCUCAUGCCAGCC
Molecule: messenger RNA, 2674 nt
Organism: Neomonachus schauinslandi (Hawaiian monk seal)
Lineage: Eukaryota; Metazoa; Chordata; Mammalia; Carnivora; Phocidae
Gene: HNF1A
Product: HNF1 homeobox A
Exons: 10
Coding region: 99-1994 (631 amino acids)
Biological process (GO): regulation of transcription by RNA polymerase II; pancreas development; liver development
Cellular component (GO): nucleus
Molecular function (GO): DNA-binding transcription factor activity, RNA polymerase II-specific; RNA polymerase II cis-regulatory region sequence-specific DNA binding
Source: RefSeq, a predicted model, not a curated record